Messenger RNA from Rotaria sp. Silwood1, 2085 nucleotides. NCBI's taxonomy places the organism in Eukaryota, Metazoa, Rotifera, Eurotatoria, Philodinida, Philodinidae. The record is from the annotation of a GenBank genome assembly.
AUGGAACUAGUUUAUGCUCAAUUUAAAAGCGCUAAAUUAAUUCGGCAAUCAGCACUCACAAGUGACAAUGUCAUCACCUUGCACAUAGAUUGGUCAGAGAAUUAUAAUUUAAAACAAGCAAGAGAAGAGCGUUCUGCAUACUACUAUGAACAACAUGUCUCUAUAGCAGCAGGAUAUGUUUGGCGAAAAGACAACUGUUUUAGUUUUGGAUGUUUAUCUGAUGAUACAAGUCAUCUGUCAGAAAGUACAUGGGCGGCAAUUCAUGAUUUAUUGGAUGAGUUAUUAAGUGGAAAAGAUCUUAAACACAUUACUGAGUUGAAUAUAAUAUCUGACUCUCCAUUAAGUCAAUAUCGAAACAAAACUACGAUUUUCUUUUUAAAAUAUUAUGCUACUAAUAGAAAAAUUACGACGAGAUGGUUGUUUUUGGCUAGUGGUCAUGGGAAGGGUAUAGCUGAUGGUAUCGGCGCUACUAUUAAGCGGUUAUUUGAUAAUGCAGUUCGAUUAAAUCCAGAUGAAUCAUUUAAAGGUGCUGAAGAUUUAAUGAGUAAAAUAAAGAAUUCGACAAAUAUUCGCCUGUACUUAUAUAAAAAAGAAGAUAUUCAUUCAUUAAGAAUGCAAAUUCCAUCAUUAAAAUCAAUUAAAGGAACGUCAAAGUUUCAUGAAAUUAUUGUUAAACCAAAUGGAGAAAUAUUUACAAAAAACAAGUCAGAUGAAACAGAAACUUUGAUACACACAACCUUUUAGAUUUUGAAUUAAUAGUCAAAACAUUUAGUGAUUUGAAUGAACAGUUUUAUACAUGAAACAUGAACAAUGGUUAACUUGGGUAUUUUUUUUUAUAGUAAACGUUGUUUCUUUUCUCGAAAACAAGCAUUGAUAUUGAUAAAGAUUCUGCUUCUCAUUGAUAUCGCGAAACAAUGUUACCACGCACUUAGUUCUAGAGGGCGUUCCUUGAAAAAUAUGCGUUUUUAAUGAUAACAAUUAUAUUAUACUAUCACAAACGCAUGAAUACAUGUGAAUAAAAUUAUGCUUAUGAGCCAUUCCACGUAAGGCACGACCGAUUCUCAAUAGGGACGCUCAAUCGAAGUUCUCUGAUUUGGUUCGUUGUUAUAUAUGUGAUGGAGCAAAGUGUUUGAAGCAUUUUGACGCAAGCCGAUUGAAAAAAUAUUGAGCCGUUCGUUUUUUAUAGCCAUUUUACUGAAGGCACUAUUAAAUCAGUGAAAAACGCAUUUUCACGAGAAGCGAUUUUCAGCACCCUAAAACUUCAAGAAAAGAGCAACUGAUUAAGGUAAAAUCUUUUUGUCUAUAAACAACUAAUCAAGUUGUACGUAUGCCAGAAAUUUCAGUUCAAUUAGUUGAAGCCUUGGUAUUUUAUGGAUUCCACAAUUUGAGGAAAAAUCAAUUUUUCAAGAAACUUUUGCUGUUUAUAUCUCGUGAUUAGCAAAUGAUAGAGAGCUGAAAUUUCGAACAUAAGUACAUCUUGUUACUACCUAACUACCAUAUAAAUUUCAGCUUGCUAGAGUAAAGUAAUCGUCCACAAUACCUGGAGCUAAAAAGAAUUUUUUCGUCAAAAUGUCGAUUUUUUACCUCGAUUUUCUCCUAAAAGAAACCCUAGUUUUUUAAUCGGUGUAUGUGUAAUUAAAGACCAUACUUUGGUCUACAGCCGACUAUAAAAAUCAACGUGGGACACACAUGGGUUGUGGAGAAAUCAAUCAAUCUUUUUUGAAAAAAUGAAUCCUUUUUGUCAAAAUGCCGCUUUUUGAGCUCGAUUUUCUCUCAAAAUAUACUUCAGAUUUUUUGUUCAUCUAUCCAGUGUGAAAGCCCACAUCUUGUUUUACAAGCUCCUUUGAAAAUCAACUUGGGGCGUGCCUCGGUUGUGAUGAUAUUAAGCGAUGCUUAUUGGAAAAAAAAAACUUUUGAAACUGCACUAUUUAGACUCGAAGUUUCCUGAAUAUUUCAAGAAUGGUUUGACUGAGAAUGUCCAAACUUUUAGAGAUGAUACAUCUCACAUAGCUAGAGGGUCCGAAAUGGAGAGAAUCUCAAAAUGCAACAAUCGAGGAUUUGCUUGAAUUCCAUUGGUUCAAAACG